UAACAUUUCAAAGAAAUUUCAUUUGUGAUAUUAUUUCGGUCAUGACUGACAAUUUUUAGCUAUGGAAAAUAUAUGGUCAGUACUGACCAUGUAAAAUACAUAAGAGCGAACAGUAUAGAUGUAUAGUUCAUUCAGUAGGGAGGUAAGGAAAAUGGAGGCACCAUCAGGAAGUGGGGCGAGUAACGCCGAAACCUGGCCAUUGUUCGAUAAUAUGAGCUUUUUAAAACAAUAUAUACAGCCCAGACCAAAUGGUUGCACCACAAACAUUUUAGAUGAUAUGUUUUCGCAGGAGCUGUUGGAGCCAAUUAGUUUUAAAUGUUCUCAGACUAAUUUAUCGUCGCCUUCGGAGUUGUCGUUUUCAACUCCGAUCCGGAAAAGAGUAAAGAAAACAAACAGCGAUGACGACGGCUGCUUCAAAGAAGCGUGCGAGCUAUACAAAAGCAUGUGUGCAGAGAGGAGCAAAGGCAGCGAGGCGGUGAGGUCGUUUGGUGUUAUGUUGACCUCUAUCAUGAACGAUAAUAACAUAAAACAAAUGAAAGCAAUACAAGUUUUAACAAAUUCAUUAUUUGCUAUUAAAUCGGAACCCGAAUAAUUUUUUUUUUAUUUUUAAAUCAUUUGUUUGAUGUUUUAUACAUAUAUUGAAUUAAUAUGUAAAAAUGUUUAAAAGGCUUGUUACCUAGACGUAAGAAACAACGAUGUAUCUCAUUUUUCAAAAAUAGUUUUAAAAUGUUUAAAACGCUUGUUACCUAGACGUAAGAAACAACGAUGUAUCUCAUUUUUCAAAAAUAGUUUUAAAAUGUUUAAAACGCUUGUUACCUAGACGUAAGAAACAACAAUGUACCUCAUUUUUCAAAAAUAGUUUUAAGAAUGUAUUUGAAAAAAAAAAAUAAAACAAUUUGUUUUUAUAACUCUUUAAU
Molecule: messenger RNA, 917 nt
Organism: Zeugodacus cucurbitae (melon fly)
Lineage: Eukaryota; Metazoa; Arthropoda; Insecta; Diptera; Tephritidae
Exons: 2
Coding region: 119-592 (157 amino acids)
Source: RefSeq, a predicted model, not a curated record